GCCUUCGUGUGAUCGUGUCCCCUUUCUCAGACCGCCCUCUCCACCUCUGAACAAACAAAUCAUCGAGGGCGGUCAUCAAAGAGAAGCGAGCACGACACAUACCAUGGAGCGGUUCAUCAUCGCCUCAUUCCUCCUCCUCCUCGCCUCCACGGCCGCCGUCGAGGGCCGCAUGGGCCGCGCUGCCGUCUUCGACAACAGCAUGCCUGCGAACCACCACGCGUUGAUCGGCGGCGACGAGCUCGCGACGGCAUGCAACCAGGUGCACUUCAGGACGAUGUGCUGGAGACUGACGAAGCUCCCCGGCGUGGCGACGCCCCGGGAUCUGCUGCUGGCGUCGAUCCACGUGGCGUCGGACAAGGCGGCGGAGGCCAAGCUCCGGGUGGAGGAGUACAAGGCGAGGACGCGCCCGACCGGGCCGAUGGCGUCCAUCACCGACACGUGCCGCGACGCGUACGACAGCGUGGUGCAGUCGCUGGAGGAUACGCGGCAGCUGGUCGAGGCCAACAAGGGCACAGACCUGGACCUCAACGUCCAGGUGUCGGGCGCCGUCACGAGCGCCGACGGCUGCAACGAUGCCUUCGCGGACUUCCCGGACAUCCCGUCGCCCUUCGCCGCCAUGCAGCGCAACGUCUACCGCCUCGUCGACAACGUCCUCAACAUCGCCGUCGCCGUGCGUCACGCCGAAGCCCACCAGCAGGCGAAACCGCUCGUCGGGCCGCACGCGCACUGAUGAGCUUGAGCUAGACGGGGCUGUAAACAAAAGGGCAGCAGGGGUGGUGGUGCUGUACCGAUCAACCGCACCUGAUGAAUAUAUAUGAACAACAAAGGCUUGAGGGAAAGAAAAAAAAUACUGUACUACGUAGUAUUGUAAGCUGACGUGGUUAAUUACUAACACGGAGUUGCAGGGUUGAGCUCGUAUCAUA
Messenger RNA from Panicum virgatum (switchgrass), 923 nucleotides. RefSeq lists its product as uncharacterized. Gene Ontology annotation, biological process: negative regulation of catalytic activity. NCBI's taxonomy places the organism in Eukaryota, Viridiplantae, Streptophyta, Magnoliopsida, Poales, Poaceae. The transcript is spliced from 2 exons. The coding region runs from base 104 to 730 and encodes 208 amino acids. The record is from RefSeq and is a predicted model, not a curated record. Gene Ontology annotation, molecular function: enzyme inhibitor activity.